AUGGCCUCGCUAAGCGGUUGGGAGAAGCACGAUAUCCUGCGCUGCGAGCGAUUUCUGAAAAGGAUCGAAGGCUGGGUCGACCCCACCUGGGGUUUUUAUGUCUAUGGUACCUACACACGCCCGCAAAAGCGAAAGGAUUCAGACAAGGGGCACGAUGAGGGCAAAGUCCAGGAGAAAGCGGGUGAGUCAUAUACAUUCGAGCUCAGAGAGGGAUGUCUAAUGGCUGCGUAUCUAGUAGACAGCGAAAACUUCCAGGCCGUGCUGAACAAGCUGCACGCCCACGCUGCCGAUACCCUGCGCUACGAGCAACUAGAGCCGUACAAUCAACAGUUGAUUGACACUUUGCGCUUACAACCCGCUGCGUACCUUCCUGGCGCUUCGCUCGCUGACGUCUGUGAACAUUUCCGCCAGAACGCAGGCAGUUUUCUUGGCGCUGGAGGCGGAGUCAUAGAGGAGGAUUACAACUGCGGUCCCAAGACUGACUGGUGUCUGAUCAUAGACGAUGACUCACUCGAUAGUAUCGAAAAUGGGCCCGAACCAAUCGGACCAACGCCGCCAGACGAUGCGAUGCCCUGGACUCUAAAGCGUAACGCCAACAGGGUGUUUGUCAAGCUGCUUAGUAAGAACGAGUUCACAACGGAAGAGCCCAAAGUUCUUGCUGCGCAGGGUCGGGGCGGGACUAGUCAGAGGGUUGAGUGGCAUGGCUGGUGCAAGUUCUCACCCGUGUAUCUGAUGCCUGUCUUCAAUGAGACCGACAAAGGAGAUAUCGAGACUUAUUUCAAGCAUCCCGAUCAGCUCAUCACGAUCUAG
Messenger RNA from Alternaria postmessia, 810 nucleotides. RefSeq lists its product as uncharacterized. The coding region runs from base 1 to 810 and encodes 269 amino acids. NCBI's taxonomy places the organism in Eukaryota, Fungi, Ascomycota, Dothideomycetes, Pleosporales, Pleosporaceae. The transcript has a single exon. The record is from RefSeq and is a predicted model, not a curated record.